CCUGCUCACGUCAUGCCUGCCAACCAAGAGCCUGCCAACCAAGAGCCUGCACACGUCAUGCGUGCCAACCAAGAGCCUGCUCAUGUCAUGCCUGCCAACCAAGAGCCUGCUCACUUCAUGCCUGCCAACCAAGAGCCUGCACACGUCAUGCCUGCCAACCAAGAGCCUGCUCACGUCAUGUCUGCCAACCAAGACCCUGCCCACGUCAUGCCUGCCAACCAAGAGCCUGCUAACGUCAUCCCUGCCAACCAAGAGCCUGCUCAAGUCAUGCCUGCCAACCAUGAGCCUGCUCACGUCAUGCUUGCCAACCAAGAGCCUGCACGCGUCAUGCCUGCCAACCAAGAGCCUGCUCACGUCAUGUCUGCCAACCAAAACCAAGAGCGUGCUCACGUCAUGCCUGCCAACCAAGAGCCUGCUCAGGUCAUGUCUGCCCUUGUCAUGCCUGUCAACCAAGAGGCUGCUCACGUCAUGCCUGCCAACCAAGAGUCUGCCCACGUCAUGCCUGCCAACCAAGAGCCUGCACGCGUCAUGCCUGCCAACCAAGAGCGUGCUCACAUCAUGCCUGCCAACCAAGAGCCUGCUCACAUAAUGCGUGCCAACAUGAGCCUGCUCACGUCAUGCUUGCCAACCAAGAGCCUGCACACGUCAUGCCUGCCAACCAAGAGCCUGCACACGUCAUGCCCGCCAACCAAGAGCCUGCCCACGUCAGCGAAUUUCAGCGAUGCCAUUUUCUUCUUGAAAUGGCUGAAUCUGCUGUGGAAACGGGACUGCCAGAAUGUGUAACACAGCACCGAAGCUUUGAUCCACACAUGGACGGCGAGUCCUGGAAACUUAUUUCAGGAUUCCGAAGGUGAAUUGGAAACGCCAGCCAAAGCCUGCAGGGAGAAACGGAGGUAUAAAACAAUAUCGACUUACAUCCUAUCGUCAUUUCAUGGAAUGGGUUUUGCAAGGCGAAAGACUGGGGAAAGGACACCGACUUGUUUUGCCUGCCUGUGUUGUUCAGGACAUCAGACGUAGAUAUCCAGCUCCUCACGGCAAUAUAGCGGCUAUAAAGAAACGGAUGAAGCUCUGGAUGAGCUAUAAGUGUGAAUUUUUUGUUUUUUAAUAAAAAUGUA
Messenger RNA from Misgurnus anguillicaudatus (oriental weatherfish), 1115 nucleotides. NCBI's taxonomy places the organism in Eukaryota, Metazoa, Chordata, Actinopteri, Cypriniformes, Cobitidae. The record is from RefSeq and is a predicted model, not a curated record.